Molecule: messenger RNA, 1988 nt
Organism: Doryrhamphus excisus (bluestripe pipefish)
Lineage: Eukaryota; Metazoa; Chordata; Actinopteri; Syngnathiformes; Syngnathidae
Gene: rnf180a
Product: ring finger protein 180a
Biological process (GO): serotonin metabolic process; positive regulation of proteasomal ubiquitin-dependent protein catabolic process; norepinephrine metabolic process
Cellular component (GO): endoplasmic reticulum membrane
Molecular function (GO): ubiquitin protein ligase activity; ubiquitin conjugating enzyme binding; metal ion binding
Source: RefSeq, a predicted model, not a curated record
ACAGCGUGGAAUGUCCCAGGGGGGCUCGCUGGGUGGUUGGCGAGGCGAGGGGCGACUGCAGGGUUCACCUCCUGCACACUGGAACAGUCCCUAUAUGCUCAAUUAUCACCUGAAAGCAUUACACCCACAAGAAGAAGUGGAAGUGAGGAUGGAGAGGGAGAGAGCAGGCUAGCUAGCUAGCUGGUUGGCUGUGCCUAAAGGUGCAGCCAUGAGCUCCCAGGUGGGGGCCAGCGGGGAUGUGAAGAAGCUGGUGAGACACCAACUUCCCCGAAGGAAAGUCCAAAGACUCACCAGACAAGAUGAGCAAAAUGAAGAAGGACAUAUGAGCAGACAAGAUGAAAGAUGGUCACACAUCAGGAAGACCAUCAGCAUUGCGACUGUUGGGAAUGCCUCAGGAGAAAGUAUGGAGAGUCUGUCCAGCUCUGAUGCAGAGGGAUCGAACAACGUGCCAAGAGGAAGCCCCAUCAUCAGUGUGAACCCACGAUCAACCACCUCCAUUCAAGCCAGAUGCACUCCCGCAUCCCCUCAAAGACCUUCAUCAUCCAGUACACCUGCAGUUCAGCCACCCAGCUCUCCCAGCAGAGACCCUCAUCCAUUUUGUGUGAGGACAGGACGAUCACGUGAGGAGGAGGACGCGGGGGGCAGUGAAGUGAUUGACAUGUUAAGCCCACCUUUGACCCCGAUUCAGCAGCUGCCGUCGGUUGGAGAGAGGAGGAUGAGCAAAAGGGAGAGGAAGAGGAUAAAAUGUCUCAGGAGGAGGCAGAGGAGGAAGGAGCGAUGGCGACAGACUCAGCUGCAGAAUUCCACAGCUAACGUUAGCAGCAGCAGUAGCAGCGACGAUGAUGAUGAUGAUAAUGAUGAUGAAGUGGUCUGCGACAAAGAGGGGUACAUCUGCGCCGUGUGUCUGGACGUCUAUUUCAGCCCGUACAUGUGUCAGCCAUGCAGGCACAUCUUCUGUGAACCAUGCCUGAGGACACUGGCCAGGAACUGUCCCGCCAACACCCCUUGCCCCCUCUGCAGGACCACCAUCACGCAUGUCUUCUUCCAGAAGGAGUUAAACCAAAUAGCAAGGACGAUCUUCCCAAAGGAAUACCUGUGUCGGAAGCAGAACUUCCAGAAGGCAAGUUGUGCAAGAUGGCCCCUUCCAAGCUGCAGGAAGCUCUUCAGAAUAUUUGGAGGUUUCAGGAGGCCUUCCAGUCCCAGGGCUCGGCAUCAGUUGCCCCGUGGAGGAGCCUACCGUCUGGAUGCUUUGGACUUUGAUGAUGACACCCAUGGGUGGCACUUUGACAUGGAGAUGGUCAUCAUAUACAUCUACUCGGUCAACUGGAUUGUUGGCUUCUUCAUCUUCUGCGUCCUCUGUUACUUCUUUUUCCCAUCUUUUUGACAACAUGAUUAUGAUGAUGAUGAUGAUGAUGAUGAUGAUAAGAGUGUGUUUUAGAUGGGGUGGCGAGUGGAGUUUAGACAACAACAGUGUCAGCCAUUAAACGAAAAUGUUAGAGGGAAACAGAAUAGAUACCGCUGUGAUCAUGAGAACCAUCGGUGUAAUGAAAUGGAAAAAAGGGACACAGCAUUAGGUACACCUGCACUAUUAAAUGAUAUCCAAUACAAAAGUGGUAUCACAAAUUCUGCCUUUACAUAAAUAAUAAUGCUUAAGUUAUCAAAAUUACUGUUCAUGAAAAAAUACUUAUUUUUAUUAUUAUUAGAAAAGUCCUGCCCUGUCCAUCAAUAUGAUACAAUACCCCCAACACAAUUUAUGUUUUUUGUUUAGUAAACAUGUGUAAAAAUAUAUAUUUGAACAUUUUAUUUAAAAAUGUACAACAAAUGUAUUAUAUUAAACUAUGUUUGGGUGUAAAACUGCACUGCAAUAUACUUAGAGCUUUCUAGUAUUUCUAGUAUUUUCAGCGUGUAUUUCAGCGUGAAGGUGUACCUAAUGAUGUGUCCAUUGCAUAAUAUGACUAUACAUAAAAUUGCCAUUAAACACAUUUAAA